This is a messenger RNA of Morus notabilis, 2905 nucleotides long. Its product is annotated as copper methylamine oxidase. The transcript is spliced from 12 exons. Lineage: Eukaryota; Viridiplantae; Streptophyta; Magnoliopsida; Rosales; Moraceae. The record is from RefSeq and is a predicted model, not a curated record. The coding region runs from base 371 to 2770 and encodes 799 amino acids. Gene Ontology annotation, molecular function: copper ion binding; quinone binding; primary methylamine oxidase activity. Gene Ontology annotation, biological process: amine metabolic process.
CCCAUAUCCAUGUACUUACUCUCUGGUCAAUUAUCAGCUCCAUCAUAAUAAUUAGAGUUCGUUGAGAUCCAUCGGCCUGAAAAGAUAAAGAGAAGCUCACUGCUCAUACACACCUUUAUAUACAUAUAUAUAUAUAUAUACACACACUUCAUAUGCAUUUUUCUUCCGUUUUGGUUAUAAACUUUUUGUCCCUGGGAAAGCUAGAGAAACAUUGAUAGAAAAAGAGGAGAGAGAGAGAGCUUGGAGGUAUAAGAAUUAAGGAAGGAGAGAAAGAAGUGUUUCAGAGAGAGAUUUGCUGUAUGUCAGCGGAGUGCUACUACAGACGUGACAACUACAGCGGUGGAUACGGUGAGCUUGCUAACCCUUUACAAUGGCCACAGCUCAGGAAAAGGCGACGCCUAAUUCAUCAUCAUGUUGCUUUAACGACUCCUCCUCCUCCAAAUCUUCCAGUGCUAUUGCUUCUUCUUCUUCUGAGAGAAGUCACCAGGCACUUGGCGAUUGGAACAAUAUCGUCGUCGCCGCCGCCGCCGCCGCCGACCCGAUCCGCAAAUCGGCGUCAACGUCCAUGGCUGCUCUCAUCAGACCCGUAGACUCCCUCCAGGCUGAUGACCCCCCCACCAACACUACUUCUGCUUCCUCCAAAGGCAUCCCUGCCAUGAUGAGGGCUCAAACCAGUCACCCUUUGGACCCUUUAUCUGCUGCUGAAAUCUCUGUGGCAGUGGCCACUGUAAGGGCAGCCGGAGCAACCCCUGAGGUGAGAGAUAGCAUGCGCUUUGUUGAAGUAGUUCUAGUGGAACCAGAUAAGCAUGUUGUUGCAUUGGCAGAUGCGUAUUUCUUCCCUCCUUUUCAGCCAUCUUUGCUUCCCAGAACAAAAGGAGGGCCUGUAAUUCCGAGCAAACUUCCUCCGAGGCAAGCCCGGCUUGUUGUUUACAACAAAAGGUCUAAUGAGACAAGCAUUUGGGUUGUUGAAUUAUCCCAAGUCCAUGCCGCAACUAGAGGUGGACAUCAUAGAGGCAAAGUCAUUUCAUCCAAAGUUGUUCCUGAUGUGCAGCCUCCUAUGGAUGCUGUGGAAUAUGCUGAAUGUGAAGCUGUUGUGAAAGACUAUCCCCCGUUUCGCGAAGCGAUGAAGAAGAGGGGUAUUGAGGAUAUGGACCUUGUGAUGGUUGAUCCAUGGUGUGCUGGAUAUCAUAGUGAUGCUGAUGCUCCUAUCCGAAGACUUGCUAAGCCGCUUAUCUUCUGUAGAACUGAGAGUGACUGCCCUAUGGAAAAUGGUUAUGCCCGUCCGGUUGAAGGAAUCCAUGUGCUUGUUGACAUGCAAAACAUGGAGGUCCUCGAAUUUGAGGACCGUAAACUUGUUCCCCUGCCACCUGCUGAUCCCUUGAGAAACUACACCCCGGGUGAGACUCGAGGAGGGGUUGAUCGAAGCGAUGUGAAACCUUUACAGAUCGUUCAGCCCGAGGGUCCUAGUUUUCGUGUAAAUGGACACUUUAUUUCCUGGCAAAAGUGGAAUUUUCGUAUUGGCUUCACUCCUAGGGAGGGUUUGGUUAUUUAUUCUGUUGCGUAUCUUGAUGGUAGUCGGGGCCGAAGACCUGUGGCUCACAGAUUAAGUUUUGUUGAAAUGGUAGUCCCUUAUGGAGAUCCAAAUGAUCCACAUUACAGGAAGAAUGCUUUUGAUGCAGGGGAAGAUGGGCUGGGCAAAAAUGCACAUUCUUUAAAGAAGGGUUGUGAUUGCUUAGGCUAUGUAAAGUACUUUGACGCCCAUUUUACAAACUUCAGUGGUGGUGUUGAGACAAUUGAAAACUGUGUUUGCUUGCACGAGGAAGAUCACGGGAUCUUAUGGAAACAUCAGGAUUGGAGAACUGGUUUAGCGGAAGUUCGAAGGUCUAGAAGGCUGUCAGUCUCCUUCAUUUGCACUGUGGCUAACUAUGAGUAUGGAUUUUUCUGGCAUUUCUACCAGGACGGGAAAAUUGAAGCUGAGGUUAAGCUCACAGGAAUUCUAAGUUUAGGAGCACUUCAACCUGGGGAAACCCGUAAAUACGGCACAACUAUCGCACCUGGACUAUAUGCGCCCGUUCAUCAACACUUUUUCGUGGCCCGUAUGGACAUGGCAGUCGAUUGCAAACCCGGUGAAGCAUUCAAUCAAGUGGUUGAGGUGGAUGUUAAAGUUGAAGAACCAGGAAAUAACAAUGUUCAUAACAAUGCAUUUUAUGCAGAAGAGACACUGCUGAGAUCAGAGCUGCAAGCUAUGCGAGAUUGUAAUCCUUUAUCUGCUCGCCAUUGGAUUGUCAGAAACACAAGAAAUGUCAACAGGACUGGUCAGCUAACGGGUUACAGGCUAGUACCCGGCUCAAAUUGCUUGCCAUUGGCAGGUUCUGAGGCAAAGUUUCUGAGAAGAGCCGCUUUCUUGAAGCACAAUCUUUGGGUCACACCAUAUGCAAAAGAUGAAAUGUAUCCAGGAGGAGAGUUUCCCAACCAGAAUCCACGCGUUGGCGAGGGAUUGGCUACUUGGGUUAAUCAGAACCGAUCACUCGAAGAAGCCGAUAUUGUUCUUUGGUAUGUUUUUGGAGUGACACACAUCCCUCGCUUGGAAGAUUGGCCUGUUAUGCCUGCGGAUCGCAUUGGUUUCAUGCUCAUGCCACACGGGUUCUUUAACUGCUCACCGGCGGUGGAUGUGCCUCCCAGUUCAAGCGAUUUGGAAUUGAAGGACAAUGGGAAUGGGGUGACAGCAAAGCCUAUUCAUUCUCAAAGUGGCCUGCUUGCUAAGCUUUAGUCUCAUUUCAUUGGCUUAUGAGUUAUUACUUAUUGCCAAGUGAGCAUUAUUUAAUAUAUGUAUAUAUAUAUAUAUAUAUAUAUAUAGGUUGCUAUCUCUAUUCUACGUAGUAUGUGAUGUUAUCACAUGUUGUUG